This is a messenger RNA of Aegilops tauschii subsp. strangulata, 1947 nucleotides long. RefSeq names its product putative F-box protein At1g50870. The record is from RefSeq and is a predicted model, not a curated record. NCBI's taxonomy places the organism in Eukaryota, Viridiplantae, Streptophyta, Magnoliopsida, Poales, Poaceae. Gene Ontology annotation, molecular function: protein binding.
UUUAAAUCUCAUAGUUGCAUUGUCAUUAUAAGCGAGUGAAACAUAUCAUUGUUCCAUGUGCAAACAAACACAAAAUGGCAAGCUCCAAGAUGCUGCUGAUCAAUCCUAUCUUAUCAUAACAUGAGGUCUUUUUUUUUGUUUGAGAACUGAGAAUAUGAGUAAACUAAAGGACAUUUUUUUUGGUUUUUUGAGAACAAAAGGAUGCGAGUGAUUUGCUUCUGGGCCCAGUGCGUUUUAGAGCCCAGAACUCUCAAUUGUUUCCUCUCAAAGUGAUUUGCUUCUGGGCACAAAGUGACGUGCUUCCAUUUCCAUUUGUUUCCUCUCAAUUGCCUCAAAAAACAUUUUGUUUCCUCUCAAACCCUAGGAAAAAACAUUCCCAUUCUCCCCCGAAACACACGCCUACCUCCCCUUCCCUCCCCUCCGCCGCCACCACACCCACACCUGCACAAUUCCACCCAGCCGGCGACCAUGGCGGAGGCCGCGGCAGCAGCAGCGACCAUGGCGGAGGCCGGGGCAGCAGCAGCGACGACCCUCCUCCCCGGCCUCCCAGAUGAGAUCCUGGUAUGGGAGAUCCUCGUCCGCCUCGACCCCAAAUCCAUCCUCCGCAGCCGCGCCGUCCGCCGCGACUGGCGCUGCGCCACCACCAACCACCGAUUCCUCCAGGCCCACCACGCUCGCCAGCCCGCCCUACCCAUCCUCUCCAGCGACGGUUACCGUAACAUCCUCACCUUCGACCACCGGGCCGCCGCAGCGUCCCAGCUCCACACUGUCGCUCGGCUUGCUCUCUCCCAGCCCUUCAAGCUCGAGGCCUCCUGCGAUGGCCUCCUCAUUCUCUCCAAGCAUGAGAUGGCUGGCUCUCGCCCUGGCCUCGGCCCUCGCGCCCUCCUCACCGUCUGCAACCCGGUCACUCGGCAGCAUGCCUCCCUCACGCGGACACUCAAGGACUUCAACAUCUUGGGGAUGUACCCACACCGCCCUACCGGCAAGUACCGGCUGUUACUGCAAGGGACGAGCUUCAUGGACUCGUCUAGUGACCGGACUGGUUGGUAUGUCUUGGAGCUGGGCUCUUAUGAGGCACCCAGGUACAUUGGGUGCUCCAAGGCCAAAUUGCAGUCGGCGAUCUUCCAUGCACCUGUCUGGGUCCGUGAUAGCUUGCAUUGGUACCCAGUGUGUUAUACCCCAGUGGAUGGGGAGACUGCAUUUUUUCAGCUUGAAAGCAAACUAGUAAUUGUAUUUGAUACAAUAGCUGAGUCGUUUCGGCAGAUACGUGCUCCCCUUGCUCCUCGCACCAACUACUCAUGUAUCUUUGAGAUGGAUAACAUGCUUGGUAUCUAUAGCUGUGACAAGGCCCAGAAAAUUGUUGAUAUAUGGGUGCUGCACAACUAUGAAAGUGAGGUUUGGGAAUUAAAGUACCGGGUUGAUUUGACAAUAGCAGAAAUCUGGGGGAAGUUUGAAGGCCUUAAUGGUAAUAGCUAUUGGCAUGUGACCGUUGUUUCAGGUGAUGGUGACGUGCUCUUGCUGGUCAGGUUUGGUCAAUCGGAGAACUGGCUGUUUUAUGUUGACACUGAUGGAAAACUGGUUGCUAGCUUUCAAGACUUAUAUGUUGGUGAAGGUCGGUUCAAACAAACUCUUGUUCGGCAUGAUUUCUUCACAACACUAGAAGGCCAUGCCGUGGAUGCUUCACCUUUCGUCUGACGGAUGUUGGGUGAGAUUCUUAAUAUCCUGAUGAACUGCAAUGUCUAGGAAUUGGAUCAAGUAUGAGCCUACUUAUGUCUUCCUUUUGUGUUGUUGUAUAAGAUGUUAUGAUCAGAAGAGACUGUUAUGUGGUUGCAUGAAAUGCUUGUUUCGAUACCCUUCUGGGAUGAAGUGACAACUGUUUAUGUUGAUGUUAAAAUUACCAUGACAUUUGGAUCUGCUUUUGAAGUAUUUUCCAACUGAUCUCCCGCA